UUGCAUUUAUUUCCCCCGUGCUCCCUCUCCGUCCCGAUCCACACAUGGAACUCAUGCCUGACUACCAUCUGUGACGAUCCUUCCAGCCUCCCAUCCAGUGAUUGCUUUUACCGGGUAAAUCUCGUAAAACAAUUCCUCAAAACUUGUGAGUCUGCUACACAGUCGAAGGGUAAGCAUUGGGAACUCAUUCCAACUGAAAUCAUUAGCCUGAAACUAAAUCAUCUCAUGCUGGGAGUAUGUUGCCACUGUUUGACCGGUGAAAGCCUUGGAUACUAUUAAUGUAUCACUUUCGUAUUACUAACGUUGCACGGUGGAAUCCCGAGCAUUGAUUGCAUGGUAUCUCUGGGCAUCGGAUGCUGUAAGCUGCAUAAAGUGUUUCUUGUCGUUACCCUACCUCCUUGCAACCGCAGUGGGCUCGCCAGACCUGACGAGACGCGUUUUUCAUGGAGAAGCAUUGCUCAAAUCAAACAAACACGACCACGUUACCAGGACUCCACCACCUUCCACCCUCCACUAAGUUUUCUGAUACUGCACUUGCAGUGCCUUCCCACCCUUGUGCACCCACCCAGCUUCGUAUUAAAAUGGCGAAUGCACUCUUGCUUGUCAACUACACACCGUUCCCAGAGUACCAUUGCCCACGCAGGGGAAUUCUUGUGCCAAGCCAAGGCGGCUAUCAAGGAACGCAUGGUUGCCAAGAGCAAGGGUGCAGUAUGGAAGCCAGUCCCAAAGAGAGGCGAUGUGAUGAAAAGGAUCCCCAUCGAUUUCAAAUAUACGAUGAAUGGAUGAGUUCCAACGUCGGAGACUUCACGCGUUGCUCCUGAUGGGAGUCAUGCUCCCUGUGAGGAGGAUGGCUAGACAUAAUUAAGGUCUUGGGGCCAGGAAUCUGUUCCCUGGAUUCACCUACCCCUGAAGCUUUGUGCAGUAUUUCAAGUGAAUCGGAUGCAAUGCUUUUAUGUAGUGACUUCAUAUGGAUAAUUCAAGUGGCAAACUUCUCUAGAAGGACGCAUCAAAAUUUCCUAUGCUGCACAA
Physcomitrium patens is the source of this 1029-nucleotide messenger RNA. NCBI's taxonomy places the organism in Eukaryota, Viridiplantae, Streptophyta, Bryopsida, Funariales, Funariaceae. The record is from RefSeq and is a predicted model, not a curated record.